AUGGCUCGCUUCAGCCUUUCUUUCCUCGCCGUCUUCCUGGUUCUGGCGGCAUUCGUCAUGUCCAUGCCCACCAAGCGCGAUCAGAGCAAGGGUCUGGGACUUGACACUGCUCUCUCCGAGCUGCAGAUCUGCUACCAGGAUGCGACCAAGUUCAUGAAGGGAUUGGACCACAAGGACACGAACGACCAGAACAACCAAGCCAAGAAUGAGCAGGCUGCAAAGCAGGACGCUGCCCUGGCAGACCAGAAGGUUGCGGAGAAGGAGCAGCCAGCUGCUGAUACCACUGCUCCCACUCCCACUGAGAAGGGACUGUACUCGGGCAACUUCCAGACCCCUACUGCUACACACACACACCACCCUACCUCCCAGCCUAAUGCGCUGGGCAAUAUCCCCCUGAUCGGUGGCCUUCUGGGUGGUACUGGUGGCCCUCUGUAA
Messenger RNA from Penicillium subrubescens, 435 nucleotides. RefSeq lists its product as uncharacterized. The record is from RefSeq and is a predicted model, not a curated record. NCBI's taxonomy places the organism in Eukaryota, Fungi, Ascomycota, Eurotiomycetes, Eurotiales, Aspergillaceae. The transcript has 2 exons. Bases 1 to 435 code for a protein of 144 amino acids.